UGGAGGCUGGAACGGUUCCCCCUCUAGCGAUGCUAUUCAAAAGUCUUGCAGUUCUUAUGCGAUUACUGGGUCUGGCGAGACUUCCUUUCGAUAGUGGUGCCGUCGCGCAUGCGUCUCUCCAUUCGACCCUUCUUGGUUUGCUCAUGUUCUCUGAAGACACGAGUCGAUGUGGGCAUGCCACCGAAAACAUCGAAGCUAGUCACCAAACGCUGGCCCUUCAUUGCACGUUCACGUCUGCCACAGCAGUGUGCAUCGGUGCUACAUACAGGUCAUGGGAGUAUACCCUUCAACUACCUAGUACCUAGUGGUGCACACAACGCCAGUAUGAACACGGCUAUGACGUCAUCACCAACCCUGGCAUAUUCAACAGAUUCAGCGGGAAUGAACCCCGCGCACACGUUGCCUAUGAAGUUGCGUGCCAUCGCAGAGGCUGGAUUCCGCAGGUCGAGAUGGGCUUCCCCGACCUCGAAGCAUACGCCUCGCAGGUGUUUCCUGGUACAAGAAGCUCAAUGACAGUGGGAAGGUGAUCUAUAUGACCUUUUGAAGACGGCGAAGGAAGUAAGGGAGUUUGUCAGGAGUUGGGACUCAGGUGCUGGUAGUGCAUCCCUUCUCCGAGUUGA
Fomitopsis serialis is the source of this 620-nucleotide messenger RNA. RefSeq lists its product as uncharacterized. NCBI's taxonomy places the organism in Eukaryota, Fungi, Basidiomycota, Agaricomycetes, Polyporales, Fomitopsidaceae. The record is from RefSeq and is a predicted model, not a curated record. The coding region runs from base 109 to 513 and encodes 134 amino acids. The transcript is spliced from 5 exons.